Molecule: messenger RNA, 347 nt
Organism: Micropterus dolomieu (smallmouth bass)
Lineage: Eukaryota; Metazoa; Chordata; Actinopteri; Centrarchiformes; Centrarchidae
Product: voltage-dependent L-type calcium channel subunit alpha-1S-like
Exons: 4
Coding region: 75-347 (90 amino acids)
Biological process (GO): calcium ion import across plasma membrane
Cellular component (GO): voltage-gated calcium channel complex
Molecular function (GO): high voltage-gated calcium channel activity
Source: RefSeq, a predicted model, not a curated record
CUGUCGUGUGUUUGGAGGAGUGUUCUGUCUUAUUCUGGAUUACCUGCCUGUUUUGGACCUAGUUCCAGUGCUGUAUGGAUUCGGCUUUAUUUUGGACUCUGUCUGCACCUUUCUGUGUACACCCUGUGUUUCAGGGGCGUAUUAAGCACCUUGAUGUGGUAACACUACUACGGAGAAUACCUCCUCCUCUGGGUUUUGGCAAGUUUUGUCCUCAUCGUAUAGCCUGCAAGAGGUUGGUCUCGAUGAACAUGCCUCUCAACAGUGAUGGGACAGUUACCUUCAACGCAACACUGUUUGCCCUGGUUAGAACUGCACUGAAAAUAAAGACAGAAGUCACACUGGGAUAA